AUGGUGACUCCAUCACAGCUUCUUGGCCUUCUGCUCCUCUGGGUUCCAGCCUCCCAUGGUGAGAUUGUGCUGACCCAGUCUCCGGACUUCCUGUCUAAGGCUACAAAAGAAAAAGUCACCAUCACCUGCCGGGCCAGUCAGAGCAUCAGCACCAGCUUACACUGGUACCAGCAGAAACACAAUCAGGCUCUGAAGCUCCUUAUAAAGUAUGCCUCCCAGACGAUCUCAGGGGUCCCGUCACGGUUCAGCGGCAGCGGGUCUGGGACAGAUUUCACCCUCACCAUCAGCAGUCUGGAGCCUGAAGAUUUUGCCACUUAUUACUGCCAGCAAAGGAAAUCACUGUGGUUCACUUUCGGCCAAGGGACCACACUGGAGAUCAAACGGAGUGAUGCCCAGCCAUCCAUCUUUUUGUUCCCGCCAUCUCUGGACCAGUUACACACAGGCAGUGCCUCUGUCGUGUGCAUGCUGAAUAGCUUCUAUCCCAAAGACGUCACAGUCCAGUGGAAAGUGGAUGGGGCUAUCCAAAACACAGGCAUCCAGGAAAGUGUCACAGAACAGAACAGCAAGGACAGCACCUACAGCCUCAGCAGCACCCUGAUGAUGUCCAGUACAGAGUACCAAAGUCAUGAGAACUACUCCUGCGAGGUCACUCACAAGAGCCUGUCCUCCACCCUUGUCAAGAGCUUCCAAAGAAGCAGGUGUCUGAGUGUGGCCUAGCAGGCCCCCCACCUGCCCCUCAGUCCCAGGCUCCCUGCCUCCCCCCGUCAGGCCUCCGGCCGUUUCCCCAUCAGAGACCCACCCCUGUUGCAGGCCCUU
Neomonachus schauinslandi (Hawaiian monk seal) is the source of this 816-nucleotide messenger RNA. Its product is annotated as immunoglobulin kappa light chain-like. Bases 1 to 717 code for a protein of 238 amino acids. Gene Ontology annotation, biological process: immunoglobulin production; immune response. Lineage: Eukaryota; Metazoa; Chordata; Mammalia; Carnivora; Phocidae. The transcript has 4 exons. The record is from RefSeq and is a predicted model, not a curated record.